GUGCACUGCGUAUUACUUGUUAUAUUUUGGUGAGAAAUCACCAACUGUGUUGUCGAUGUUAUCAGUAUCAUUAAAUAUUAUGAUGCAACAGAUACAUACUCAUUGACAAAGGUUUUAUGUGUUGUAUUUGGGUUAUUGCCGCCUACCUUUUCAGCUUUAGUCGAUUUUAAAGUCCUCACUAUGUCACCCUGCGCUGUCAGUUUCUCAUAGAGCUCCAUUGGACUUCUCGCAGCAUCUCCUUGACAGUCUGUCAUUUUCGCACUUAUCACAAAAAUUAAGAGUUAAUGACCUGAACGGCAACUACAAUGCAUGAAAAAUAACCGACCAAUAUUUGUUUAAUAAUAGAAUCAGUGUACUAUUGGAUAAAGGGAAACUCCCAUAUGCGAAUUUGGUUCGCCAUUAUGUAUAACUGUAGAUCCCCGUCCUUAUUAGUUCAUGACGCGUAAAUUAAAUUGUUAGAUUGUUUAAAAAAAAAAAGUAAUAAUAUAAUGGCGAUUUAUAAGAAUAAACCAAUUUGUUAGUGCUCAUACCGUGUCAGCCCAACGCAGCUGCUCGUUUACUCAUUGAACUUGCAUCAGCAUAACAGCAACGUGGUGCUUGGAUUAAAUUCCUCCCCAAAAAUAUGUAUUCGCUCCAAGGUUCCGCCUGGUAAUGAGUAGAUUAAGUUUUUUUGGGACGGGACAUUUUAAUUUUUCAUAGGAUAAAAACUCGUGUUUUGUGUUUUAUAUUUGAUUUUAUAUCAAACGUACACUUCUCAAUUAGUGUUGUAAUAAUAACGGGGCCAUGUUUAAACUGUGGGACCCUUAACCGGAAGUUUUUCCAAAGUAAAAGCAUGCUAUUCCGGCGAAGAUAAUCAUGAAAAUGGACGGAUUUCUUUUUUUAUAUUAUUGUUCGGUACAUCGUCGGCAGUUAAAUGUUUGGACUUGUCUCAAGAGUGACUAUUCACCUUUUCAAUUCUGUGUGUAGGAUAACCGUCUAAACCUAGAUAACAGGCGGGGAGCAACCAUACAAAUGAAGAGAUUUCAGCUAGCUUGUUAGCUUAAUAGUUUCGAGUUCAAUGUUCGUUGCUUCUGUCUAUUUGGAUAUUUAACAUGCUGGGCCACUAAUCGCAAGGAUGUCACCCUUGGAACGUUGUUGAACUCUGUGUCAAGUCAGGAUGGCCGCAUUGGUGUCCUAUGAGGAUUCUGAGGAUGAAUGUCUGGAUCAGAAAGACGGAGCUGGAUCAGAACAAGAAGCGAGGGAAUGUCAUUUAAUGGAGAUGACAUCUAAACCUGACAGCACAUUGUUGGACUGCCACCUAAAUGUCUACGGAAAAGACAGUUCCUGUUCACAAAAGCAAAGAUGUUCUUUUAGUUCUUAUGCCGAUCGUCAAAAGACUACCCUGCUCCCUAACAACCCAGUAAACUUAGUUAAAAAUCCCAAAAGACCCUGCACUGUCUCAUCUGGUGUCCGACCUUACAUUCCCAAAAGACAAAGACUUCUCACUUCAUCAGGAGAGAAAGAAGAGAACUUAAAAGGGGACAUACACAGCAAAGAUGCCCAAAUGCUGUCUACUGUGUUGCCAAAAGUGAAGCCGCAUCUUUCUCAAAUGCCCGCAGCUGCCGGGAUACCCAAAAAGCUUCUGCUGAGCCUUCAAGGCCACCAGGGUCCGGUCAACACACUACAAUGGUGCCCACCCCCACAGAGAAGUCAUCUUCUGCUGUCUGCCUCCAUGGAUAAAACCUUUAAGGUAUGGGAUGGAGCCGAGAGUGGACGUUGCCUGAGGGUUUACACCUGCCACUCAGGAGCUGUCCGAGACGCCUGUUGGAGCCCCUGCGGGCGCCAGAUCCUCUCUGGCUCAUUUGACAACACAGCCGUGGUUACUGACGUGGAGACGGGCCAACGCAUCGUCAAAGCGGAUAACCAGUUCAAGGUUAUGUGUGUGGUCCCGCAUCCCACCAACCCUGAGGUGUUCAUGUGUGGAGGUUACAGUUCAAUGGUCAAUGCCUGGGACUCUCGCUGCUGCAAGAUCGUUAAAGUGUACAAAGCAGGAAUCCAACAGACUUUGGACAUUCUCUUUCUGAGAGGUGGCCUGGACAUCAUCACAAGCUCGGACUGUGUUAGCAGGGACUCAGCAGACCGUACCCUGAUCGCAUGGGACUUUCAUACCACUGCCAAAAUCUCCAACCAGAUCUACCAUGAGCGUUACACAUGCCCCAGCUUAGCUCUCCACCCGCACGAGGACUCCUUUGUAGCCCAGACCAACGGCGACUACGUGGCCGUGUUUUCCUCCCAACGACCCUACAGGAUGAACAAGAAGCGACGUUACGAAGGACAUAAGGUCGAGGGAUAUGCGGUCCAGUGUGAAUUCUCUUUGGAUGGAACUCUUCUAGCGUCCGGCAGCUCUACCGGCUCAGCCCACUUCUACGACUACCACAACGCUCGCCUACUUCGCACUCUGCAAGCACACCGACAGCCGUGCUUAUGCGUGUCCCAACAUCCUGUCCUGCCGGCCACUGCCGCCACUUGCGACUGGGCCGGUGAGAUCAAGGUCUGGCACUGAUGAUGCGUGAAUCCCUUCAGACGUGAUAGUCCUGCAGAUGAGUGAAAAUGCUGCGCGGGAGCCGCCCUAGUGCCACGGCCCUUCACCAGCCAAUCAGGGGACGAGCGGGCGCAGCCCAUCCCUCCCGCUGCCCAGCAAGGGGGCCGCCGUCAUCCCCCCAGGAUUCAGGGUUGUCCCCCCGACCAUCCGUGCCCCCAUCAAACGGCCUUCAGGAAUGGGAUGAAGGGAUGCACCCCGCGCACCCCCAUCCCCAACGAGCAAUUGCCACAGCCCCCGAACCUACACGGAACACCACGGGACCCCCAUGCCCCACUACGCCCAGGGCAGGAUACCCACCCGGAGAAACGCAGGGAGGAUACCAAGGCAGAAAAGAGAGUUGGAAGGCGGAAGUAGGAGAGUGCUGAGAAGAUAUUACAGUGCAAAGUGAAGAGUGCGUGAGUUAAGAGGCAAGCUCCCGCAGGUGGGGCCCCGUCCACCAAAACCACCGGCCGCAGGGCGAGAGAGGCACCGCUGUUUGAGUUUAACGACGUUUUACUGCGUUGACGCGGUGGCAACGCUAAAACACCGCAGACGAGUCUGGUGUAUUCCAGCCUUUUGACUGUGAAAAAUACAGAGCUCAAACACACACACUGUUACGCGACUUUAAAAAAAAUAAAAAAUGACUGAAAACAAAAAGGCAGACGAGACUCUUUUGUCUGAAGUCGAAAUCCCGUAAGUCGGGUAAGUCGUAACCUGGGGACUACCUGUAAUAUUCCCAUUCAUACUAGUAGCUCUCUCCCUUUUUAACCAUCUCUGUUCUACCAAGCGGGAAGAAGACACUAGAGUAUCAAUAAACAAGAUCCCGUAUACAGUAUGUACAUAUGCUGCAAAAGUUGCGCCCCACUAGACGGAAUUAAGGCAGCUGAACCAGUGUCCUGCUAUGUGAAUAACAAUUGUAAAGUACGCUUACAGAUCUAAUUCUUAUAUAAAAAUACGACAAACUCCCGCCGAGUUGUUCAAAAUCUUCCAUCUUGCAUCCGAAACAGUCCAUUAACAUACCGUAUAUCUUCCAUUGGUUUACAAUACAUUGUAUGCACAUUGCAAUCUUAGUUUGAUGCAAAUGGUUAUGAAUAAUAUUAUCCCAUUGUACAUGCUUUACUCUUACAACAGUAAUAAUACGAAUAAUUAAGUUUCUUGCUGGUUUUACGUAACAGUAUUCCGUAUCAAAGUUUUAGCACAAAGCACAGUAUAUCCAUGGUCUGUCUUGCUGUAGGUGGUUAAUCCCAGUGGCUCUAAAGAUCAAUAAAAUGAAAAGUCACCAAAUUGCUACACCAUUUCAGCUAGCUAGAAGCUACACUUUAAUAUGACAUACAAUAGAAAAAGUUGCAGACUCCAUGAAACAUGCCUUGGCUAGGAUACAUAAAACACUGAACACCCUUGUCACACCAAGUAUGCUGCAGAGAACAUCGGAGACAGUACAGUACAGAAGGCUAGUAAUCAUCAGCAUCAUGCAUAAAAUGGCAAGCUCCUUCCCCAGUUCUUCAGUUCAGCAGCGUACCGUAGAGCUGUGCCUUGGUCAGACUGUCCUUCCGUGUCAGCCCGGUGCUGCCAAAUUUUUGGUAUCUUGGAGAGGUUUUCUUAGGUAGCGCCGGACCGACGGCGCUGAGGGCAGAGCUGGAGCUGGGGCGAGGCCGGACACUAGGCCUGGGGCUCGGGUAAUGCUGAAGACUUGAGGCUUCUAAAGAGCUUUGGUGUAAGGACUCAGCCGAGCUUCCGGCGCUCAGAUUUACAUACUCCUUCUUGGCACGCUCCUUCUCUUUCGAGCUUCCUGAGGGCAACGAGCCGUCCGGAUUGCCGUCCUUGGCUCGAUAGGUCGCAGAGUUCUUUUUCGGUUUGCGGAGCUCCGCAGGCGGAAGUUUCGGGCUGCGACUGGGUGAAGGGGAACCCAGUGCGAAGCACUGGUCCAGCAUGUGGCUGUGGAAGACGUCGUCCCCCUCUUGGAAGCUGCUAUAAAGAGAUCCUUUGGUCUUACUUGAUGGACCCAUGGCGUAGUGGCACUCUGAAAAACUGUACGGGGAGACCCGUCCCGUCACGUUAUGAUAGGAAGACGAAAAGGUAUUAACAUCUUCCACACUCAGCUGUUUCCACUGGCUGCUCAGCUCAUCCUCCUGGGCGUGGAUAUCAGCCCUGCUUUCCAGAGGUGUACUCUGCACCUGGCCUAAUCCGGUUGUA
This is a messenger RNA of Corythoichthys intestinalis (scribbled pipefish), 4753 nucleotides long. RefSeq names its product WD repeat domain 25 (gene wdr25). The record is from RefSeq and is a predicted model, not a curated record. Bases 1157 to 2542 code for a protein of 461 amino acids. Gene Ontology annotation, molecular function: protein binding. NCBI's taxonomy places the organism in Eukaryota, Metazoa, Chordata, Actinopteri, Syngnathiformes, Syngnathidae. The transcript is spliced from 8 exons.